This is a messenger RNA of Lucilia cuprina (Australian sheep blowfly), 935 nucleotides long. RefSeq lists its product as uncharacterized. Gene Ontology annotation, cellular component: extracellular region. The transcript has 5 exons. The record is from RefSeq and is a predicted model, not a curated record. Gene Ontology annotation, molecular function: chitin binding. The coding region runs from base 33 to 752 and encodes 239 amino acids. Lineage: Eukaryota; Metazoa; Arthropoda; Insecta; Diptera; Calliphoridae.
UUUAGUUGCAAAACUUGUAAGUGAAAAGAAACAUGAACGCAAGGGUGUUACUGUUCCAAAUUUUAUCAAUAUUUUUGAUUUAUGUCGAACAUUUGAAGGCGCAAUGUAACGUAUGUUCGGCUGUUAAUCAAAUGGCUUGUGUUUCGCAAACAGAAUAUCAAUUCUGUGUGAAUAAUACACCCAGUGGUGCUGUCAAUACAUGUUCCACGGAUUAUGUCUGUUCUACAGCAACAGCCACUAUUUGUCUGCCGAAUUCAGCGGGCGUAACGGCCACUUGUAGUGAUUGUAAUAAAUGUGAUUUAAGUUUGGUAUUCGCCUGUACAGGUGUCAGCACUUAUGCGCUGUGUUUGGGUCAAACUACACCUUCAACGGUGACGGGAACUUGUGGCGCAGGUCAAGUGUGCAAUAUAAAUACGGCUCAAAUAUGUACCACACCUUCGGCAGGAUUAACAGCUACUUGUCCUACUGGAGGGUCCACAAUUACAACUUCUACUACAACUACUACGGCAUCGACACCUACUUUUACAACUCCUCCUACCGUGCCCACUUAUGCACAAUACUUUUGCCAAGUUAUGCGCAUUAACAAACGUUUUCAAGUUCCUUCUGAAUUUGAUACAUCAUGUAGAAGAUAUAUUUACUGCUUUAAAACUACCACUGGCACUUGGUCUGGACAAAUUUACACUUGUGCUGGUUCCACCUACUUUGAUCCCGUUUCACUUUACUGUGUCGCCUCGAGACCUUCAAGUUGUUAAGCUUAUUUAAAAAUUUCAUAAGUUCAAAAAAAAAUCUUAAUUAUAAACAAUAAGUGGGUUUGUUGAAGACACACUUUUUCUGCUGUAUGUGAAAGUAUGUGCCCGAGGAGCAGUUAUAUUCGUUACCCGUCAGAAUGCCAUUGGAAUGAUAACAAUAAAUGUAUCUGAAAGGGAAGUUUUUUU